UUGACAUUUUGAUAUACUCACGAUCACGAAUCAAAACAUUUCAAAAUUACUAAUAUUUUUGUUAAAAAAUCUCAAAGGAUUUUUAAUAUUAAUAUUUAAAUAUUAAAUUUUAAUAAAUAAUAUUUGAUAGAAAAAGUGAAACAUUUGCCAGUAUGGCAAUUUUUGAGUGGCGAAAAUUUAACUUUUUUGAUCUUCGGAAGGGCGUAGACAAUGACCAUGUAGCUCAAGCUCUGCAAGGAGCGCAGAUUACAUCUACCGCCAGUGGGAAUAAUUUGGUCGUGAUAUGUGAUUCGGAAGGCAUGAUUCACACCUUCAAUCGCUCCUGGGAAGCGAUCAGCUUCCGCGGACAUGAAGGGUCGAUUAUGCUAUGCGACGUCUCCAAGCAGACCAACAUGCUGGUCACGGUCGGAAACGACGGGAAUACACCGUCGUUCAAGGUUUGGAACAUGAGCAAGUUGAACCCUAUGACGCAGUGUAUGCGCACGGUGAGAACUAUCUUGGCCAUGCCAACGGCACUAUCCGUUUCCGAGGGCGGUCAGUUCAUGGCGAUUGGAUUUGCGAAGGGUGUAAUAUCACUGUACAGAGGGGAUAUCAGCCGAGAUAGGUCUAAGACGCUAAAACAACUAACGGCUGGUAGUACGGACAUAACUGGGAUUGCGUUCAAGCAUUCCAACAAGCUAACACAAAUGUUCGUCUGUUCAGAUUCGGGAGUGUAUCUGUACAACUUACAAAGUCGGGACAAAGAGAUAAGAAUAAUUUUGGAUACAAUCAGCAAGCCGGUCGGAUGCUGUGCCCUACAGGUGGGACACAACGAAGGUCAGUUCAUGGUUGGGCGGGAUGAUGCAGUUUAUUGUUACACCUCGGAUGGACGUGGACCAUGUUACGCCUUGGAAGGCAAAAAAACUCUUCUUCAGUGGUUCCGAUCGCACUUAUUGAUUGUAUCGCGCAACAGUCGUACGAGUGGUGCUGGAUCCGGAGGAUUUAUUCUUACCGUAAUAGAUAUUCAGAACAAAUUCAUCGUGUUUACGUGCCCGAUUGAAGAUGUUGCUGCAAUACUUACUGAAUUUGGUUCAUGCUACAUACUUACGGAGAGUAAAUCAAUUUUUCAUUUGGACGAGAAAGAUCUUCAAAGCAAACUGAAUAUGCUAUUCAAGAAGAAUCUCUACGAUAUAGCGGUUCGGAUAGCCAAAAGCAACCAGUACGACGCUGAUGGGUUGGCAGGCAUAUUUAAACAGUACGGUGACCAUUUGUACAGCAAAGGAGAUUUUUCAGGAUCGGUUGACCAGUAUGUCAAAACCAUCGGAUUCUUGGAGCCGUCGUAUGUUAUAAGACGAUUUUUGGAUGCUCGUCACAUUCAUUACCUAACAGAUUAUCUGCAAGCUAUUCAUAAAUCUGGAAGAGCAACGGGCGACCAUACAACGCUAGUUUUGAACUGCUUCACCAGAUUGGAUCGUACCGAGCAAUUGAAAGAGUUUCUGGAAAACGAAAACAAGCUAAAUCUAUUCGAUGUUGAUGUUGCAAUAAAAGUGUGUCGUAAUGCUUCUGUGGAUCAAGCAAUGUCAUUGGCUAAAGCCCACAAGAAGCAUGACUUAUGUCUUAGCAUCUUGACUGAAGAUCUCGGCCGGUAUGAGGAAGCUCUCGGAUAUAUCAUGCAAUUAGAAUUUCAUGAGGCAGAAAAGAAUAUUAAGAAAUAUGGCAUUUUACUGAUGGAGCAUUGUCCGGAAAGAACGAUUCACUUGCUGAAAAAGCUCUGCACCGAUUACGUUCGUACGGACCUAGCGUCUAAUGCAAUGCAAAACCAUUUUGAUAAUCUUUCCACGCUUGACAGUUUUCUCAACCGGGAUGACGAACAUAGUAACUACUCUCGUGGAAACCCUGAAGAUUUUGUACAUCUCUUCUCAGACGAUGAACUUCUGAUAGAUUUCCUCGAGCAUCUCAUCAUGAACAUUCCAUCAUGCAGCAAGUUUGUGUACAACACUCUGAUCGAGCAUUAUCUUUACCGCUGGCGAGAAUCGCCGUCAGUUGAAGUCAAGUUGUUGGAUUUACUGAAGAGUGACGCCGACCGGUACGAUAAGAAUCACGUACUCAUACAGUGCCGUGUUUACCAGUUUUGGCCCGGCGUGAUGCAUCUGUACGAGGAAGACAAACUGCACCACCUGAUCAUUCGGCACUAUUUGAAGAACAGUGACUACGACAACCUGCUGGCCAGUUGCCGUAAACUAGGCCCAAACGAUGCUUCGUUGUGGUUGUUGGCAUUGAAUGGAUUGAAAAAUGAUCCGGGUGCGCCUCCCGUGCUGCUGUCGCAGAUAUUACAAGUGAUAGCUCAGGAAAAGCUUCAAGCCCCAUUGCAGAUACUCAACUGCUUGGAGAAUGGUCCAACACUGCUGCCAGUACGGGACUAUUUCAUGCAAGUCUUUCAAAAAGAACAGGAAUCAACUCAACACGAUGAGGAACUGGCCCGAAAGUACAGCGAAGAAUCCAUUGCCAUUAAGGCGCACAUCAAGCAUCUUCAGGAGGGAAACGUUGAAUUCCGUAAUACGGUCUGCGAUACCUGCAAGCAACCGCUUUCCUGGCCGGCUCUCUUUUUCCUUUGCAAGCAUUCCUAUCAUCAAGACUGCAUCCGUGGGUACUCCGAAACCGAACGCGACUGCCAGGUGUGUAACAAAAAUAACAUCCAAUUGAUGGACACGCUUCGAGCGCAGAGCGAAUCACGCAAUCAGCACGAUGCAUUCCACAAUUUACUGGAUCGAUCUUCGGAGCCAUUCUCCGUGGUGGCGGAAUACUUUGGGCGUGGUUUGUUCAACAAGCUCCUGAUUGUUGAAGAGGCAGCAGCGCAGCCAUCGGAGCCUGUCGUGCCCACGCAAUCCGAUUCACAGAUGCAUCACCUGACAAAGCAAACCGAUCAAAUUCACAUCAGCCAUAAUGCCGUAAUGCCCAUGAAACCACAGCCCAGCUAUGGACCCGGCGCUGAAGCAAGAAUGCGUCAAGAAGAAGGUCAGCGUACCCCCAUGCGUCCGGAAAUCCAAGAGAGCGAAAUGCGUUUACGGCUAAUGGAGCAGGAAAAAAUCCGCCAACGACAGCAAGCAUCCUUCCAAGCUCAGCAGCAACUUCGUUUGAGAGACGACCGUGCACGGCAAUCGCCCUACGGUAGCCCGAAGCCUCCUUCAGCGUUGUCUGGCUAUAUUUCACAAUCGCUGAAACAACCAUCGCCAGUACCGCCACCCGUUUCUGCUGGUAAAUCAGCGGCUAGUAAUCCUUUCGAUGACGAUGACGAUAUAACUGGCUACGAUAGCUCCAAAGACCCGUUCGCUGCUGAUGAACCCACACCAAAGAAACAACUGGCGGCUAAAGUGGAUGCUGGCAACCCCUUCAAUGAGUAUGACAGCAAUCUAGAUCCGUUCGCAGAGUAAAGAGCGCGUACAGCAGAUGUAUAUCUAUAAAUCGUGAUAUCCAAUUUUUUAUUCCAAUUAAGUUAUAUAUCAAAUAUUAUUACUAGAUGUUGCAACCCUCAUACUAAAAUAAAGUGGCAAAAUUAUCCAAUAUAUUUAUUUGAUAUAAAUUACCAAAAAAUAUAGAAAUUUGUAAUACGCUGGUAAGCAAUAAACCCGAUAUUAACAAUAAUAAAUCUUGUGUUCUGGCACCAUAAUUCAAGAA
Molecule: messenger RNA, 3654 nt
Organism: Armigeres subalbatus
Lineage: Eukaryota; Metazoa; Arthropoda; Insecta; Diptera; Culicidae
Gene: Vps11
Product: vacuolar protein sorting-associated protein 11 homolog
Exons: 6
Coding region: 153-3410 (1085 amino acids)
Biological process (GO): vesicle-mediated transport; vacuole organization; intracellular protein transport
Cellular component (GO): HOPS complex; endosome
Molecular function (GO): protein-macromolecule adaptor activity; protein binding
Source: RefSeq, a predicted model, not a curated record